Molecule: messenger RNA, 1551 nt
Organism: Heterobasidion irregulare TC 32-1
Lineage: Eukaryota; Fungi; Basidiomycota; Agaricomycetes; Russulales; Bondarzewiaceae
Gene: cpm105
Product: cytochrome P450 monooxygenase 105
Exons: 13
Coding region: 1-1551 (516 amino acids)
Molecular function (GO): monooxygenase activity; iron ion binding; oxidoreductase activity, acting on paired donors, with incorporation or reduction of molecular oxygen
Source: RefSeq, a predicted model, not a curated record
AUGUACGCGGAUAUCCUCCUCCUCGCCCUCGCCACCUCCACCUUCCUUCUUUACCGAUGGAUCACUGCAUCUCGCCUGAAGCUCCCCCCGGGUCCUCCUGCGGACCCGUUCAUAGGCAAUCUCCGCCAGAUGGCCUCCUUUGACAGCCAGCAAGAAACUUUCGCUGAGUGGGGAAAAGUAUUUGGGGACGUCAUGCACGCCAGAAUCUUCGGGCGCUCCAUGAUUAUUCUGAACUCCUUCCGAGCCGCGCGUGAUCUGAUGGACAAACGAAGCCUCAACUACUCUUGCCGCCCGCGUCUCGUUCUCAUUGCCGAAAUGAUGGGCUGGGAUUCCGUGCUCACCAAUUUGCCUUACGGCGAGCGAUUCCGCAAGCACCGUAGAUUAAUCCAGGAAGCAUUUUCCCCACAGGCGAUCCUUGCUUUUCGCCCUCUGCAGCGCAUGGAGGCCUGCACGCUUCUGCUCGGACUGCUGGAGUCACCGGAUUCCUUCAUGGGCCACGUGCGGAGAUUUUCGGCGGCGACGAUCAUGAAAAUAGCAUACGGACACACAGUCAACUCGGUUGACGAGUUGUAUGUACGCCUCGCCGAGGAGGCCGCGACUGACACGGUCAACUCGGGAAGCCCCGGGUCGAUGCUUGUUGAUUUCUUAACGUCAUAUGUCUUGUGUGACUCAGUGAAAUAUUUGCCAAGUUGGAUGCCUGGCGCAGGAUUCAAGAGGCAUGCAUCCAAGACGCGUGUGAAGGUGCACCGAAUGAUUGAUGCGCCAUUCCAGAUGGUAAAAAGGACCAUGGCCGCGGGUACCGCCAUCCCGUCGUUCACGUCCAGUCUCCUCGUUGAUAAGGAAUCUGGGAAUCCCACCGAUUUGAAGGAGGAAGAAGACAUAAAAGCUGCAGCUGGGGUCCUUUACGGAGCUGCGACAGAUACGACAAGCGCUUGUCUCGAUACCUUCUUCCUCGCGAUGACUCUGUAUCCUGAAGUCCAAGCGAAGGCACAAGAGGAGCUUGAUCGUGUCAUCGGGCCCGACCGUCUCCCCGAUUUUAAUGACAGAGAAGCUCAUUCUCUUCCAUAUCUCGAAUGUGUCAUCAAAGAGGUAUAUCGUUGGGGUGCCCCUGUUCCUCUUGGCCUUCCACAUCGGUCUAUGAAGGAUGAUCGAUAUCGCGGGUAUGAUAUUCCAGGGGACACCAUCAUCGUCCCCAACAUAUGGUCAGACAUGUACCCAGAGCCGAACGUCUUCUGGCCGGAUCGCUUUGCGCAUCAAGAUAACGCAACCGCCGAGGUGACGGAUCCCAAAAAUACUGUUUUCGGGUUUGGAAGGCGGGUCUGCCCGGGCCAAUGGUUCGGGGAUGCGAACAUAUGGCUCAUCACCGCCUGUGUGCUCGCAACUUUCCGGAUUUCGAGGGCACGCGAUGAGCGAGGCGAAGACAUCAUCCCCGCGGGGCUUUUUAGCACCAACUUCGUGCGACACCCUAAACCCUUCAAAUGCGGUAUUAAGCCGAGGUCGCAGAAAGCAGUCGAACUGAUUCACGAGAUCAUCAGCAGUUUGGCUGGCUGA